Molecule: messenger RNA, 978 nt
Organism: Taeniopygia guttata (zebra finch)
Lineage: Eukaryota; Metazoa; Chordata; Aves; Passeriformes; Estrildidae
Biological process (GO): regulation of apoptotic process
Source: RefSeq, a predicted model, not a curated record
GGCAGUGGGGCCGGAUCGCCGCCGUCAGCGGCGGCGCGGGGGGCGCGGGGAGCCCCCUCUGCUGAGGCGGCGGGACUGCGGGCCGAGAGGAAGAUGUCUCAAAUCAGGAGAACCCCCAGGCACUUUUUCCUCUCCAGCUAUCCCAAUGGAGCACCAGAAGAGGAAAUCUCCAGUAACCUCCAAACAAUUCCAGACACCACAGAGCAAAUGGAGUUUGAUAUCAGCUCAGCUACUCAGGUUGGCCGUCAGCUGGCUCUGAUGGGGGAUGAAUUUAACAGGAGGCACCACAGGACAUUAGAAGAAACACUGCUUCACCUGGCACGAGUGGUUGCAAUGAGUGUUUUCCAGACAUGGAAUGUUAUUAAAAGUGUUAUAAGAAGCUGUGGAGAUGUGAGCAGUAACUGGACAAAGCGGAUCACUGGCUGUGGAGGCUGGACUUGCAGGCUUCCUGUCAGGUGCCUCUGCCAGAAGCUGCUGCCUGCAGCCUUGCUGGUUGCUGCCUUUUGGUGGGCCAUUAAUUGUGGACUGUAGAAUUAGCGCACAGAAUUUACAACAGGAGGUCAUUGCUGGACACUGACCAACAUCACUAACACCCCAGUGGUGGCAGCUGGUUUGUUUUUUCAAAUUUACACUGAUGAAAAUCUCUUUAAUAUUUAAACUUAGGCGAGUGCUGGGUCACUGCUGUUUCUUAUCUUUUUUAAAGAAAAAACUUUUAAAAUAAGGAGGUCGUUGCUGGAUAACUGCCUGACUUGCUAGUUUUGAAAUGUGACUCCAGGCAAUUGGAAAGUCUGUCUUUUUUUGUGUUUAUUUUAAUGCAAUAUAAAGUGUCUUAUUUCCUAUAAAUGAAUUUGUUAAAGAGAUUCUGGAUGUGAGGUAAACUGAAGGCAUGCUGGCCAUCCUUUAAAUUUUAACACUGUAAAAGCAAUAGUAAAGAUUAAAACCAUGAUACUUUUUUUAAAAUUAAAUUGUUGCUUCAAA